Molecule: messenger RNA, 1438 nt
Organism: Drosophila willistoni
Lineage: Eukaryota; Metazoa; Arthropoda; Insecta; Diptera; Drosophilidae
Product: uridine phosphorylase 1
Exons: 5
Coding region: 200-1315 (371 amino acids)
Biological process (GO): uridine catabolic process; nucleotide catabolic process
Cellular component (GO): cytoplasm; cytosol
Molecular function (GO): uridine phosphorylase activity
Source: RefSeq, a predicted model, not a curated record
AUCCUUAGAUUUUUUGCCAAAACAAGUGCUGACCAAAAAGAAUUGCGAGUUGCAGAAUACAUUGAUAAGAAUCAAUCAGAAAAAGUCAAUCCAAAUGCAGACACAGUCAUUAGAAACGCAUGAUAUAAUACAAUUAUAGGUUAACACGUUCAUUUCGACUUACGUAGUAUAUAUUCUGCAAAAUUGAAAUUCAAACAAAAUGUCUAAGAAGACUUCAAGCAACUGCAUGUUGGCACGAGAAGUGUGCCAGUUGAAAGCAUUGGUUCGAGCACAGAACAAACAGCUAUGUCUACUGGUUAAACAGGUGAAGGAUAACUGCAAACAGGAGGGGCAGUCUGGAUCUGAAACCAAGGAGAGUACGUUGCGAAAUUUGAAUCCCUGUAUAAAAUGCCUUAAUCCAGACUUCUUGUACCACCUGGGGAUGGAUACGGAGAGCACGAAUUUCCCAAAUGUUUUUGGCGAUGUACGAUUUGUUUGCCUAAGUGGCCCAGCCCAACGGGCUGAGAAAUUUGCAUCGUAUUUUAUGGAGGCCAUUGGACUGAAAUUGAAUGCGGCUGUCAAAUUGAAAGAUUUGGCUGCAGGUGGUCAUCGUUAUGCCAUGUUUAAGGCGGGUCCAGUGCUAUGCGUUAGUCAUGGAAUCGGCUGCCCAUCGUUAAGUAUUGUGCUGAAUGAGCUUAUUAAAAUGAUGCACCAUGCCAAGUGUCACGAUCCGGUAUUCAUUAGAAUUGGCAGCUGCGGCGGAAUCGGAUUGGAAAGUGGAACUGUCAUAAUCACCAAAGAAGCCGUUAAUGCCGAGCUUACACCCAAGUAUGAAGUGAUAGUCCACGGAAAGCCUGUCCAGUACCCCGCUCAAUUGGACGAGGAUCUAGCCAAGGAGCUGCAUUCCAUUGCUGAUUCUUGUAAUGCCGAUUAUGAUACCAUACUGGGCAAGACCAUGUGCGCCCAUGACUUCUACGAAGGUCAGUCACGUCUCGAUGGGGCAUUCUGUGACUAUACGGUCGAGGCGAAGAAGGCCUACCUCCAGAAGUUGGCUGACAAUUGUGUUACCAAUAUUGAAAUGGAAAGCUUGGGUUUUGCCGCUAUAACCCACAGGGCCGGAAUAAGGGCAGCCGUUGUUUGUUUUACCAUUGUCAAUCGUUUAGAGAAUGAUCAGGUUACCGCAUCACCGGAAACGAUGGGUGAGUGGCAGUCACGACCUCAAGAGCUGAUAGCUCGCUAUAUACGCAAAUCCAUCUACGGAUCUGACGAUACUUGCGAAGAGGACGACGAAGAGCUGAAAAAAUGUGACUGCGAUGAGAAUGCAGGUUGCUGCUAAUCCGCUUGCCACGAAAUACUUAAUACUUAAUACUAAUCAGUCAAAUUAACUCCAACGUUUCCAUGGUGACAUUUGUAAAAAAUUUAAUUUCUAAUAAAAAUUAAAGGUUUGUAAUCGUCCAAA